AUGUUAGAAGCAUAUAGAAGUAUAUCUUUGCCUUUAAAAAAACUGUUUUAUAGCACAAAUGUCAAAAUAAAACAUAACCAUAACAUAUCCUGGUCAGAUUUAGUUGCUAUACCCAAUUUAGGGAAAAAAAAGUCUCUAACUCUGUUCAAAAAGCUGAUUGCAGAGCCAAACACCUUUAAUAAUUACAUAGGAAAAGAUAUUUUGUACAGUCUAUUAGAGAAAACCAAUCCGAAAGCCAAAAAUCUAACUGAAUUACGUAGAUUAAUUAUUCAGGGGAAAAUAUCAGAUGAUAUUAUUUACAAUUGCAUAAAAAAUAAGCUGGUAAUUAAUAUUGCGUCACCUAAAUUGACUAAUACAAAUUCACAUGUGGUUUCUAACAAUAAACCUUCUUCAGAUAUAAAUAUUGAUUUGGAAGAUACAAAAAAAAAAUAUCCCGUUAUUAAUAAGGAUAUUAUUAGUGAAAAAAUAAUACCUGAAUUUAAAAUAGAAAAAUACCCUCAAUCAACACAGUCUAGUAAAGAACUCAAUAAAAAGGAUAUUGAUUUGGUAUCUUUAAAGGAAUAUUUAUCCAAUGCUAAAGCUAAAAAAGAAAUAUUAGGAUAUUUAGAUAAGAAACAAAAUACGAUAAAACAAAAAAUUAAACCGUUUCAAUGGUCAGAAAUUAUAUCAAGAGAUGCACCAAUUAUAAAAUCAUCCCAAAAUCUUUCUUUAUCUGAACUUUUCAUUCCCAAAUUUGCCAGUAGAUUUUUACUGAAAAAUAACAAAUUUUCUUGUACCAAUAAUGACUUCCAUAGAAGUAACAAAAUCGUUAACAAUCUAUCUAAUGAAAAUAUCCAACAGCUAAUGAUGUACGAUAUCAAUGAUAAAUCCGAGCAUAUCUUAAAUCCCCUUGAUAUUCAUACUCUACCGAUUGAAGUCAAAGAUUUAUUUAGUGUAAUUAACGGUAACUUUACAACCCAGCCUGAUCAGAUUUUAAAUAUUAUUGAAAAUUUUCAAAAUUCUGAUAAGACUUGGGUUUUGAUGGGAACAAUUUCCGGGGAUCCAAAUAAAAUUAUUUUUAAAAAAAUUUCUAAUGCAACAGAUGAGAAAGCAUUAAAAACUAAAAAUAACGAUACACAAAGUUUAUUUUUAUUACGGAUCCCUAUUUUGGUAAUAUUUUUAGGCCUAGCUUACUAUUUUGUUAGAAAAUUAACAACAGAGGAAAUAUCAAGGCAUAAAGGUAGAAAUAAUGAUGAAAAGCAAGAGUAA
Molecule: messenger RNA, 1248 nt
Organism: Saccharomycodes ludwigii
Lineage: Eukaryota; Fungi; Ascomycota; Saccharomycetes; Saccharomycodales; Saccharomycodaceae
Gene: MRX4
Product: Mrx4p
Exons: 1
Coding region: 1-1248 (415 amino acids)
Source: RefSeq, a predicted model, not a curated record